GACAAACAUCGACUCUGAAACUAUGCUUGGUUUAUUAACUGCAAGUAGGGUAAAUGUCGACAACUGCGAGGAGUUUAAAGUCGUGUUUAAGGUAAAGUUUGGUUUUCCUUUACCGCGACGUGCCCGUUAGGUCUGAGCGAGACAGAUGGCGGACAUGGAAGAGAAGAGUCCCGACGGGGUGAAAUAUUUCCGACUGGCAGAGAUCGAGGAGCAGAACACGUUCAAGUCCACUUGGAUCAUCAUCCACUACAAAGUCUACGAUGUCACCAAGUUCCUGGAGGAGCACCCUGGCGGGGAGGAGGUCCUGAGGGAGCAGGCGGGCGGAAACGCCACCGAGAGCUUCGAGGACGUGGGACACUCGAGCGACGCCCGAGAGAUGGCCAGCCAGAUGGUCAUUGGCGAGCUGCACCCGGACGACAGAGACAAGCUGGCCCAGCCGUCGGAAAGUCUGCUGACCACCUUGAAAGACGAAGAAAGCUGGUGGCCUAACUGGUUCAUUCCGGCCGUGGUCGCCGUCAUCGUCACACUGGUGUACCGCCUCUACACAGCCGAGAGCGAGGCAUGAUAUCAUCGCCUGCCGCAGUGACAUCACCGCCGCCCUCACUAACAGCCGAAGCUCCGCCCUGCAGGCGAGCCGGGGGCCAACUGAAAUUGCACUUGUGAAAAUUGUCCUCACGAUUUUAGCCAUGACAUUUUUGAAAUAUCUAUUUUUGUUAUCUAAUCCAUUUGAAAUCAUGCAAGGGGGAGGAGCUCCAGGUCAUGUGACCAAACAAGCAAAACAACAGGGCAUGAACAAACUGAACAAUGCUUAUAAGUGUCCGCUUGACUUGAAUGGGACCAAAUAAAAUCAUUAAGGCACA
This is a messenger RNA of Nerophis ophidion (straightnose pipefish), 860 nucleotides long. RefSeq names its product cytochrome b5 (gene cyb5a). Lineage: Eukaryota; Metazoa; Chordata; Actinopteri; Syngnathiformes; Syngnathidae. The record is from RefSeq and is a predicted model, not a curated record. Gene Ontology annotation, molecular function: heme binding. Gene Ontology annotation, cellular component: intracellular membrane-bounded organelle; membrane. Bases 146 to 565 code for a protein of 139 amino acids. The transcript has 5 exons.